CAAUCAAAACAAUUCUCAAAAUCAUUUUUAAAAAAAAGAAGGAAGAUGGUGAACUCAAAAGUGAUUCUCAUCUCCGUGCUUCUCAUUGCUUCGUUCUCAUCACUUUCACACGCCCUCACAAUUAACGGCAUCCAAAUCGCCACCGUUAACGUUACCGGUCUCUUGACAUGUGCCCUCAGCGGAAACCUUGUCGGAAACGGACCUCCAGUCUCCGGCGCCAUCGCUGUCUUGUCUUGCGGUGGAGCAAACACCAACCUCGCCCAAGCCAUCACCAAUCCCGCCGGAGUAUUCACCGUCAUCUUGAGAAUUCUCGACACGACUAUUUUCGACCCCUCGCGUUGCUUCAUUAGGGUUAAUCUUCCGGUCGCCACGUGUUCCGUUUUCCCCCCGAACGGUGCCCUCACCUCCGCCAUCGGACUUGUCACUAUCCUUCAGUCUGCUGUUGGAAAUGUGGCCGACUUUGCCACCGGUCUCUUCACGUACUCUGUCCUUUGAUGACGUUUUUAUCAAUGCAUAGGUACAUAUGAAAGUACGUACGCAAGUGCAUGCAUGAGCCAUGCACGUUCUCGCUUUUACGUUUGAAAUAAGUGAUGCAUUUGCUCCAUAGUAAGCUCUCUUGUUGUACCUUCUUUUGUAACAAAUUCUAUGGUUCCAAAAUUAAGCCAUUAAUAAGAUGUAUGUCUUUUCCCAGUUAUUA
Molecule: messenger RNA, 697 nt
Organism: Tarenaya hassleriana
Lineage: Eukaryota; Viridiplantae; Streptophyta; Magnoliopsida; Brassicales; Cleomaceae
Exons: 1
Coding region: 46-495 (149 amino acids)
Source: RefSeq, a predicted model, not a curated record